Messenger RNA from Papilio machaon (common yellow swallowtail), 1873 nucleotides. RefSeq names its product dual specificity tyrosine-phosphorylation-regulated kinase 2 (gene Dyrk3). The transcript has 6 exons. The record is from RefSeq and is a predicted model, not a curated record. Gene Ontology annotation, cellular component: nucleus. NCBI's taxonomy places the organism in Eukaryota, Metazoa, Arthropoda, Insecta, Lepidoptera, Papilionidae. Gene Ontology annotation, biological process: peptidyl-threonine phosphorylation; peptidyl-serine phosphorylation. Bases 318 to 1811 code for a protein of 497 amino acids. Gene Ontology annotation, molecular function: protein serine/threonine kinase activity; ATP binding; protein serine/threonine/tyrosine kinase activity.
GGCGACCAGUUUCUAUUUUCUCUCUGGUUCUGUCGUUGGGUCGGCCCGCUAGGAAGGGGGUCUUUGUUUGCGUUUCACGUUCGCGUCGCACGGUAUCAUCUGCGUCAGGCGCUCAAUCGUAUCGCAUCCGAGACGGAAUGUGCCAACAUAAGUGGAAGCGUGGUUAUCGCUCCUCUCGGUCGAUGUGAAAUGUCGUGUAGUGCCCCAGGGUGGCGCCGUCUAGUGCAAGUGCAGUGAGGUGCAGUGGUGUGUGCGAGCGAGCGUGGGUCGGUGCCACGGCGAGCGAAGUGCGCGGAGGUGGCGGCGGCCGCUCGGCCAUGACCGGCGACAUGCCUCUAGGGAGCGCGCACGCGUUCGGGCGAGCGCUGCUCCGGGACGGCGCCCUGCCGCCGCUGGAGCCCGGGCCGCCUGCGGCCGCGCCGCCUGCGCCGCAUGCCCCGCCGGCCGCUGCCGCCAGCCCCGAGCAGGUCAUGAAGCUCUACAUGAACAAGCUCACACCUUACGAGCAUCGCGAGAUAUUCGAUUACCCCCAAGUGUACUUCAUAGGCGCGAACGCGAAGAAACGACCCGGCCUCGUCGGCUUCCCGAACAAUUGCGAAUACGACAAUGAGCAGGGUUCAUACAUCCACAUACCGCACGAUCACAUAGCGUACCGUUACGAGGUGCUCAAAGUUAUUGGCAAGGGCAGCUUCGGACAAGUGGUGAAAGCUUACGAUCACAAGAAGCGGGAAAACGUCGCACUUAAAAUGGUGCGAAACGAAAAAAGGUUCCACAGGCAAGCGCAGGAGGAGAUUCGCAUCCUGGAGCACCUGCGAGAGCAGGACAAGGACAACACUAUGAACGUCAUACACAUGUUCGACUCGUUCACGUUCAGAAAUCACACGUGCAUCACUUUCGAAUUGCUGUCAAUAAAUCUUUACGAAUUGAUAAAGAAAAAUAAGUUCCAAGGGUUCUCGCUGCAGCUGGUCCGAAAGUUCUCACACAGUCUGCUGCAGUGCUUGCACGCCCUUAACAAAAACCGCAUCAUCCACUGCGAUAUGAAGCCGGAGAAUGUGCUGCUGAAGCAACAGGGACGCUCCGGAAUUAAGGUGAUAGACUUCGGCAGUUCGUGCUACGAGCACCAACGCGUGUACACUUACAUCCAGUCGAGGUUUUACCGCGCGCCCGAGGUGAUGAUGGGCGCUAGGUACGGCAUGCCCAUCGACAUGUGGUCUCUUGGCUGCAUAUUGGCGGAGCUGCUCACAGGGUUCCCCUUACUGCCGGGCGAGGACGAGGCGGACCAGAUGGCGUGUAUCAUCGAGCUUCUGGGCAUGCCGCCUCAGAAGUUGAUUGAGCAAGGCAAGAGGUCCAAGAACUUCAUCAGCAGCAAAGGUCUGCCGCGGUACUGCACCGCCACCACGCUACCAGAUGGAACCACUGUUCUAAGUGGAGGUAUGUCGAGAAGAGGUAAGCCGCGAGGCCCUCCCGGUUCCAAGAGUUUCGUCACAGCGCUCAAAGGUUGCCAGGAUAAGUUCUUCAUUGAUUUCAUCAGACGAUGCUUAGAAUGGGAGCCAGAGAAACGGUUAACGCCGGCGCAGGCGUUAAGACACGCGUGGCUACGACGUCGACUGCCCCGGCCGCCACACGACGACGAGCCCCACGCCCAGUCCCACGCGCACGCGAACGCGCAGUCCCACGGCCACACGCACUCACAGUCCCACGGCCACGCGCAGGCGCAAUCCCACGCCCAGCCGCAGGCGCUGCCCGCCAACCACGUUAGUAUAGCGCACCACGUCAAACGGCUCGCCCAGCCCAAGUGCACCGACAAAUAGAUAUGGUUGUUCUGUUGCCGGCAGUCGGGGGGCGCGGCGGGCGCGGGGGGUGCGGCGGCGGG